AUGAAGGACUCGGAGAAAACCUUAGAAAACCAAGGAAUUACCCUACUACCUCUUUUUAUUUUUAGCAAGCUACGAUCGACGGUUUAUAGAGUUGUGUCAUUAUGGUGCUCGACCUUGAAGGAAGGAAGCCAUUGCGAAAUUAUUUCAGAAGCUGUUAUAAAAGAAAUAAUUCAUGAUUUAAAGCCUCGCAGCAAACAUUUUUCGUUUACGUCAAUCAAGCGUGAUAAAGAGCAUCUUGAUGAAAUAUUUCUUAUGUUAGACUUUUCAAUCGGAAUUGAAAAUGAUUGCGUGCUUCAUCAGCAAGCCUAUUUUUGCCUGGAACAAUUAUUAUCAUCAUCUGGACACAAGAUUAAAUGUUCUAUUUUAAAGGACGUGCAUAAUACUCUAUUGGAUAUCAGUAUACAAAUGCACUCAUUGCAAAUGACAAAGCCAUAUUCAAGUAGCAUUAGGAAUUCUCGCCUGGAAGUAUACAAAUUACUGGUGUUCUUAUUGAAAUCGCGGAACUGUGGAUGUCCUGCACCUUUGGAAAUAAUUAUAAGUCUUAUGGGCGCAUUUCGUUCAUGCGAUAGCCGGAUUGACUUAAACCAAAACUCACACUUUGAAGCUCUAGAGCAAAUGAUUCAUUCUCAUAAGAGCAAUAUUUAUUUUAAACAAAAUCCUACUGAUAUUCAGUACUUAAAUUCAGCACAAGAAAAUGGAAAGUUAUCAGGAGCCGACAAAGAAUCGCUAUCGACAUUUUGCAGUCAUAGAAAAUGUAAUCAAUUACCUUCUCAUAUUGAUCAUAUUUCUCAAAAUUGCAGUAAAUAUGAUUAUCAUGAUUCACAUUGUAGGUCAAUGACGGAUUUAAUAAGAGUCCACGAACAGGAACUGAAUACAAUAGGGCUUGAUAAUAAUUCAUCAAAUAAAUCGUUAUUUUUGGGAAAUGGUUCUAAACCAUCUGAAAAUAAAAUUAUAUUUAUACCAUUGAGCAAAGAUGUAAGCAAUCACGAGGUAAAUAAUGAUGAUAGUAGGAAGAUUUUUAAAAAUUACAACUUAAAAAACUUUGAGAAAAACGACAAAUCUUUAACAUCAAGCAUAAAAUUAGGAAACGAUGAUAUUAUGAUUGCAGAAUUGGAAGCAACUUUCGUCAAUGAACUUAAACAAUAAAGACAGGCUUUAAAUAAUAUUAUAAAAGAGUAA
This is a messenger RNA of Drosophila serrata, 1179 nucleotides long. Its product is annotated as proline-, glutamic acid- and leucine-rich protein 1. The record is from RefSeq and is a predicted model, not a curated record. Gene Ontology annotation, cellular component: nucleus. Gene Ontology annotation, biological process: rRNA processing. NCBI's taxonomy places the organism in Eukaryota, Metazoa, Arthropoda, Insecta, Diptera, Drosophilidae.